AUGGUGACAAUUUGGGGUGGGGCACUUAUUCGAAGGAGGGAGCUUAUUUGGAGGUGCGCGCAAAAUCGAGAAUUUACAGGAAAAGACCUUUGGAGACGACACGGUAGAUUGAUUAGUACAUUCUAGAAAAUUAUGUGCGAUGCGUUAGACUUUCGAUAAAACCGUAGAACACUAUUUUAAAACUUUCUCACAAAGGAUUUAAAAUGUUUCCCAGCAAAAAAGGUUCGUCAAUAACCUUCAGUAAGACGAUACGUUUGAUGCCUAAUUUCAAACUUACAACAGGGCUAAAAAACCGAAGAGAAUUAAGUUAUAAAAUAAAAUUAAAAUAUAUCUUUAGCUUAAUUUCUCUUCUUGAAUUUAAUUCUGUAGACUUGGAGCUCAUUUACGCAAUGGCUUUGUAGGAACGGAGCAGGAUUUUGAAGUGGCAAAAAUCAUAUCUCAUGACAGCCAUCACGUUCCUGUCGCAAAUGCUUAUGAUAUCGCCAUGGUAAAACUUAAGAGGCCUGCAAGAUUAGACAGAGCUGUUAAUCUGGCAUGUUUACCGCAGUCAGGAGGAAGAGUCAAAAAUCGGAAGAUGUGUUGGGUAACAGGUAUGCUUGAGGAAAAGAAUAUUAAGGCUGGCUGGGGAGGGAUUAUUGUAAAAUCUGUCAGCGAAAUUAUUUUCGGCUUUGCCGCAAGACUUCACAAAGGGUUUGGUUUCUUUUACUGAGUUUUGUACUCAAGCUCGUUUUAGAGUAUUAUAUACUAUAAAUUUAGAGUUUUUUUGGCUGUUAAGUUUUUUUGACGUUUGUAUAAUGGCACCCUUAUUAUACUAGGUUUCGGAAAGCUGUCAUCAGGUGGGCCAUACGCUACUGCGCUUAUGCAAGUUGAAGUUCCAAUUGUAUCAGAUAACAAAUGUGCUGCUGGUUAUGGUUCAGACCUUCAUGAAUCCAUGAUUUGCGCUGGAUAUAAAGAGGGAGGAAAGGAUUCCUGCCAAGCAGAUUCAGGUGGACCACUUGUCUGUGAGAGAAAUGGACAGUUUGUUCUCGAGGGCGUGGUAUCGUGGGGUCACGGAUGUGCCUGGCCUAAGAAAUAUGGGGUCUACGCUAAUGUGCGCUUCUUAAAGCAAUGGAUUGAUGAUACUAUGAAAAAUAACUAACAUACCCAAGUGUACAUGAGUACAUGGGUUACUGGAUAACAAAGAAAUAAAAAAAUCAAAUUAUUGAUUUGCGUUUCUGAAUGUCCAUGCAGGUUUUUAACCCUUUCAAAAAAAAACUCCCAUUCAAAAAUAGUGCUGAAUGUAAACAUUAGUAAACUCCUCAAAUUAAAACGAGCUAGUGCUACAGGUAGAUCGGCUACAAAAAACCUUGCGCGAAGGCUACGAGCAAACCCCAUAAAACUUUUCCUUCUAUUUUAAGGGAAAAUUUUAUAUGACUAGCCUGUGUACAGACGUCCCCCCUCCCUCUCCCGAUUUUUCCUUGAUCAUGAGGGAGGGGGACGUAUGUACACAGGCUAUAUGACAGAUAACAUGAACAUUACGAGAUAUGCUGUUGCAGUCGGUUCUGUAAUGUCAUACUUCAUCAUUUAUUCAUUGAUCGAAUGCCACCAAUAGCAAACAAAAUAUUUCAAAAACUAUCCAUGUAUUGUUUAAUUUUGGAGACACACAGUCCUUCAGGCUAAAAAGAUAUAUUUUUCCUUGUCGCUCAAUAUCACAGAUUUGAAGAAAUAAAAGGUAGCAUAAACUGCCAUUUACGCGCGGUAACCACUUAGAGAACUGCUAAUAGUUGGACAGCUUUAUAACUGAGACUCAUCCAGGAGAAUUUUUGCCGUAUGAAGCAAAUUAAGCUGUUUCCAGUUCCUGCCCAAAAAGAACCAAAAAUACCCAAAAACGUUGUUUACAAGUCGAGCUCUAUGCAUGCGUUGAUUUCUGAUGGCAAAGAACGGCCUCCGAAGUUCUGCAUGCGCAGAAGGCCAAAUUUCGCUCCCAUCCCUGAAACGUUUCUGCGGUAGGCAAACAUACUUCUCGAUUUUGGAGUUGGGUGGAAUGUUAGGGGCAAAGUAAAGUAAUUAAAAGUAAAACUUUAUUUACACAAGGUAACCCAUUCAGCUCAAAGGCUGGUCUCCAUAGUGGCCCUGUAUCUUAAAAAUUAAUUCACCUUCAGAAUUAUUAUAAAAUAUUACAUUUCAAAGCCUAAAAUAUAAUAAAAAUUUCAAGUCAUGAUAAGAAGAAAUUUCUUGCUCGGCGGCAGAACGUCUAAAUCUUAUCACCCUUCACGAUGUCUAAGGCGAGUUUAUUAAAACAUUUUGCGCCAGUAAACAGAAAGGUUCUUUCCCCAAGAUUCUGCUUAACUUUUGGUAGAGAUAGCCUCAUACUUUGCCAUGUGGAAUAAUUUCCUAUUUGACCCCGUUUUUUGCCUUUUUCCCCCACUGCGGAACCUGGUCCCAGGCUAGGCAGAUCUAUUCUGUAGGCGCUGUAGUCUAUCCAUGUCUUGUUGUAGAAGAUUACUCCAAGCGAUGUCACAGUAGUAAUCAAAUAAUGAAAGAAUUAAAGUGUUGUGAACAAGUGUUGCUGCCUCUUUUGUGACGAAACUUCUAACAUAGACCACAUCCAAGUUUAGGCGUUUAAAAAGAGAAAAGAGACAUUUUAAAGUUUUUUUUUGAAAAGAUUUAGAGCCGUUUAGGUUAUUUAUCAAAUUUCGUAAUUCAUCCUUUCUGUGCUUUAUUCCUUGGCGUUAAUAUCAUAGAGCUUAGCCAACGAGAAAGGUGACAGCAGAGAAAACUUCACGUAUAAUCAGAUGAAGUGAUUUCGCGUUCUUUCCUUUUAGAAAUUUGGACUAAUUAUCGUGGAGUUGAAUGGUUAGGGACUGCAGCAUUCAAGUUUAAAAAGAGAGAGUCGUCGUGGUCGAUAUGGAUCCUCAUGGAACGUCGUAUAUACAGUUAAGGAGGUUUCAGUUGUUUAAGAGUCCUUCAAGUCAUUUUGUGCUAAAUAGAUGAGUGGAAAGCCGAAUCCUUUUAUUCCUUGGAAAGGGGUAUUGUUUCCCUGGAAUACACAACCUUACAAAAAGAAAAGAAAAAAGAAGAGAAAAUGCUUGGGAAGUUGUCUCCAAGCGUUAAAAAACAGCGAAUCUUUAACUGACACAAAUGAGGACCACCGUUUUUUUUGAAAGGUUAAAAUUUUCAUUUCCGCCUUCUUAUUAGAGUAUGGAAUCCGAGCCAAGUUUACAAUAAUACACAUCGAUAAAAUAGUCAAAUAUAAACUGCAUUUUUCUGCUCUUUUAUUUAUUCCCCUUUGACUUUGUACCGAGGAGUUGGUUUCUUAAAAUCAGCUCAUUUCAUCAUCAAUCCACUUCCUCAGGUAACGAACUCUGGCGUAGACGCCAUAUUUGCCUGGGGCGGCACAUCCAUAUCCCCAUGACACAACACCCUCGAGAUAGUACUUUCCACCUGACUCGCAAACCAUGGGGCCACCAGAGUCCCCCUGACAGGAAUCUUUGCCACCCUCUCUUAGACCAGCACAGACCAUGGAGUCAUGAAUGGAUUUGCCAUAAGCAUAUUUACAGGCAAAACGGACCGUUUAUAACUGGGACGAUGGAUGCCGUUAGUUGAUUGAUCAACCACUGAUUAAACUCGUCUGAUUACAAUUAACUUCCAUGCUUCCGAGUUAACUCCUUAACAUUGAUUUCCCUUUGUAAUUGCUUUGAUCAUAUUACUUGGUGUGUAUGCACAUAUAUUGAUUAUAAAUUAAGCUAUAUUUCUUUUCUUAAUAUGAUCUCACCUGACACGAAUGUCUCUUGGAGAUUUAUUAGGUACGCAAUGAGCAGCUGUGACAACCCAUUGUGGUGCAACUAAAGUUCCUCCACAGAAAGGAAAGCCUGAGGUAGUUCUUAUCUGUGCUUGCCACGGCCAAGCUCCUUUAGGGGCAUCGGUACCACCGACAAUUCGAGCGCGAGGUUUAAUUCCACAUUGUCCCGAGCCACCGCCACCACCGCCACCACCGCCUCCACCGCGAGUACAGUAACCACAAAGUUUUCUGACAGUUACUCCUCAGGUAUAUUUCAUAUCUUCCCUUACAGUAUCUUCGUUGUUCCCAGUUAGGGCAAUGUCCAUUCUUGUCUUCACAACCUAAAUUAUCAACCAAACGCUCUUUAAAUGUGAAAAAAACAAAAAACAAAAAAAAAAACAAGCACAACUCGACUCAUUUCCUCAUUCGAAGGAUUUCAAUCAAAAAAGAACAAGGGGGAUGGAAAUGGAAUUCGUAGACUAAAAAAUUAAGAUAGCAAGCAAAACUACAAUAACUUUGGACAGGGUGAACUAUUAACCAAAAAGAAUGCACGGUUUAAUUAGGAUAUUCAGUAUUCACAGUAAAUCUUGGCGGCUAGCAGAGUCUUCGUGGCUUCAGUGAAGAUUUCGAACGAACUGUUUCCGCGCUUGAAAAUCACAGUAAUAAACAACUUACAUUACUUCGGACGAGAUUCGAAAGAAGAAUGACUUUUGUUGCCUGAAAAGAGACUUAAAUGCUUUCUCCUGUUAGUCGCGAAGUUCUGAACUUCGUUCACACCGAUUCUGGCAACCUCAUUUCAAAUUUCUAUACAUAUAGGGUAAUCAUUGCAACGUAAAUGCUGAAUUCGUACAAUUUAACUUCCAAUUUUCUUACAAACCUCCUCGUCAAAGUUCUGUGAAAACCUAGUUUUGCCCAGAUUGUCCCAUGAGCCGGAGAGCAAACGUUUCUAGAGCAUCACGGUUAUCAUUGUAGCUAUGCUCCAAGCGCGCUUCAUCACAUUUUUCCAAAUUUAGUUGUCAAAAAACGUACACAUUAUAGAAUCAACUUUACUCACAAGCUUAAGGGUAAUCGAGACACAAAGCGUGUUACUACGUACGUUAACCCGUACGUUAACCCCGAGAUGUUAGUGUGUGAUAACCGGCUUUUGGAUCAAAAUAAGCUAAUUAUAUUAUCCUUUCUGUUACAGGACUUAAGUAUAAAAGCAACCUUAAAGUUAAAUUUAAAUUUAAGUGACUGAAAAAGUACAAAAUAAAAGUAAUUACCAUUUGCGAGACUUGCUAAGGCAGCAAGGCUCAAUACACAGACAACCAGUACAGACUGCAUGAUAAACUGCUUUAUACAAAGCGGUUUGCAAGCCUCUGAGUUUUCAUGCCUUUUAUGCACAAGAGCCAUUAAAAUUGCGAACCUGAAUAACAACAGAUGGAAAAUCCAGUAAAUAGAGGCUUGCGUAGUCAUCACAAUAUCUGUCAGAAAAUAUCUUAUCAUUAUCAUCUUUAUCUAAUACAACUGUGGUGGCGAUUUUUCCAAAACUUUGUUUAUGGCGACGUAGUUUAUGCUCAAACUUGGGAGGUAUUGACCCUGAAAAACUGUAUCGAGCCAUCUUAAAAGGCAAUAAAUUCGUAUAGGUAAUAGCAUGAUUUGUAGUGAUAUUUGGCUUAAAUACCACGAGUGAUAUUUCGAAAUUGUUAUACGUACGUACAUUGUUAUAGGCGAGAGAAGUCUGAGACAAUUUUGAAAUAUCACGAGUGGUAUUUAUCCCAAAUAUCACGUACAAAUCAUGCUAUUAUUUGUUUAUACUACUACCCGCAAUACUUUUAAAAUUUUCACAUGUAGGUAUUUCAAAUUAAGCUGAAAUACCACUGCUCUAAGCCAAUCAAAUUGUAGAAAUUUCUCGUGUAGUAGUACAACAGCUGAAAUAUUAGAGGUCAAUUUUUAUAGCAAAUAAGUUAACUUAAUUUACUCGAAACGUCGGGAGCAGAAUUGUUUCUAGUUCCAUUUUUCAUUUUUUGACUGCACCAUUUGUCAUCAAAGCCUUUGUGAGCGUUUCUAAUUUUCGAAAGUAUUUUUCAUUUUUAUUUUGAACUCAGAGGAGGAGCGAAUAGUAUCCCAUGAUGCACCUUGUUUCAUGUUAUAUUAUCACUGCGUACGUGACAUAUCAUGAUCACUACUCUUCAGCACGCGCGUAGUGAACAUCGUAGUGCUCGAUGUGUAUGGUUUCCAAACAUGUUUCGGUUCAGCAGCUUCUGCUUUUGAGAAUAUUGAGUUAGCAGAUAUUCAUUGUGCUUUAAAGAAGAAUUUCAACGUUACUUUGAAGGGUUACAUGUGUUUCACUGGUCUGUCGAGAACUACUUGUGCGCUCGGUCGCAACUACAAACACAAAGUAUGAGACUUGGCAACUGAAAGGUUCACCAGGAGAAACGAAACCAUGACUGAUCUAAAAAGUGGCUCCAACAAAACAGCCGCUACGCUGUGAAGGUAAUUGCCAAAGGAGGAUUUAUUUCAGCAUCGCGCUCAAAGGAGCUCAAUUUACAACUGCAGUUACAAAUAAAAUUUAACCUAUCGAUGCGACAAACAAUCCUCUGAAUCUACCCGGUACUGACUCACGCAAUCUUCAAGGAAAUUUCCUGACCAGAAUACUGAUCUGUUCUUUUGAAUAAUUAAAGUUUCUGAUAUAUAUUUUUUUCAAUUUCUGAGCAGGCUUGUUUAGCGUUGUACCUCGUUGUGCCGCUUGCAUGCUGCGUGGCACCUUUGUCUGGGUUCCUAUCACACUGAAACACACGGUAAUAUUUACCGCUCCUUGUUCUAAUUAAAAUAAUUAUAGUCAAAUUCCUUUUAAAAAUAACCACUAUGAAAAUACAAAGUGAUUACUUCGGCAUAAAGUGCUCUUGAAAGCGCCCAACAGAUGUAGCCUUCAGCAGGCUUUACACAUACAACACAUAUAUUAUCACACAUGGCGUUGAAAUGUGAUAAAAGAUACGAAAUUUCCGCCAUCUUUGCUCGAUAAAAAAGUCUUCAAAAUGUGGGUACUUCUGGGUACUUCUUAGCCUGUACAAUAUUCAGGACCUCAAUUUGCCGGCGUGAGGACCACAUUUGGAAGACUUCAACAUAUAAUCCAAAAAAUCGUAAAUAUUCAUGACCUUGUUGUGGGUCACUGAACACUUUGUGAUAAGAAGACUAAGUGAAACAAUGAAAAUAAAUGUUUCUAUGUUGUAAUUUCGCUCUUAAGCCAUUGCAAAUCGGAGAAGUCAUGUCAAAUAACAAAAUAAUGCAAUUUUCUUACUUUUACUGGAACACAAAUGAGAAAAAAGGCGACGAGAAAACGACCUUAUUUCACGAUGGAAUCUGCCAUGACUGCGAUAUUGCGUAAUGCAUCUGGAAAAAUGCAUCAUGGGAUACUAUUCGCUCCUCCUCUGGGUUGAACUUUUAAUUUACAGACUUGGAGCUCACUAUCGUAGCAGCAAUGUUGGAACAGAACAGGAUAUCCCAGUGGAGAAAAUCAUCUCUCAUCACAGCUACAGAAAGCCAUAUGGAAUGGCCCACGAUAUUGCUAUGGUCAAGCUAUCGAGGCCCGCUACGCUUAACAAAGCCGUUAACAUAGCGUGUUUGCCUAGUUCCGGAGGAGAUGUUGCAGAUGGCAAGAUGUGCUGGGUAACAGGUAGGAGAAAUGAGAAACUGAAAUGAUCAAAACUUCCUAAACAUUCCGUGAGCUUACAGCUCAACAGGAUCUACAUGGAAGUGCGAAGAAACUGAGUGCAUAACGGGUACAUUUAUUUUAACUGAAAAGCCAUAGGAGGGAUUUCAAUUGCGCCUCAGUCAAAUAUAAGGUGCUGCUGAAGCAGUGGAAUGCUAAUUACGAGGAAAAUUUUUGUUUAAAGAAUCUUCAUGAUCAUGCAUGACUCUUGAGGAAUAGCCCACUAACCAUUUGCACAUUAGUUUAUCAGUUUCUAUGACGGAACUGUCAAGUUUUACUCUCUACUAAUUAAAGACUCCACUCCACAUCCCCUAUAAUACACCUUGUUUGCCCCUCCCACAUUUUGCUUAAGAAAUUGUCUUCAAUUUCUCUCGUGACGACUUUAAUUCCCAGGAGAAAUUUAAAAGAAAGCUUAUACAAAAUUUAGGCGGGCAAAUAAAGUGUCAUGUAUGCAGAGUGAUGUGCAAAUGCCGAAUUUCUAAAAUAAUAUUACCCAAGGUUACGGAAUUCAGAGCACGUGUAGAUUGCUUUCAGUAGAACAUACUAGUUGUUUCUUCGAUUAUUUAAAGGAAUCCUUUAUACGUUGUAAGUAAAUGGGGUAGGCUUCUUAACCCCAAAAAGCACCGGAGCUAAACUGCAAUUUCUUUGUUGUGUCCGUUCGAAAAUGUGCUGUGUAUAUGCAAAAUGUUGAGAAGUUCUGCAUAACAAUAUGUAGUUCACGCAAAGAACAGAAGCGAGUUUUACAUUAAGCAUGGGCCAAAAUGGCACUUAUUAAGAAAUAUAAAGAUGUUUAGUUUUUAACGGAGGCCUAUAGCCAACUGACUACUUUACAUGCAAUAGUUCAGUGACGAUGUGACACAGUGUUUGGCUAAUAGAAUUAUGGAAAGACUGAAAGAUAGCCAUUUGAUAACGAACGUAAAAUCCUUCAAGCCCGCCAGCGCACAUUCUCUAAACAGAAUAGGUGGUUUUCAUGCAAUCUCGGGAGACACAAAUAACAAUGGUGAAAUGAACAAAUGCUGGUGGACAAACAAAGCGAGCUAAUGAGCGAUCUUUUGUUUACCGUCCACCAGCAUGGCGGCGAUGACGUAACGUGAAAACCACCUAUAAGAAGCCCAGCUCUGUUACUACUGAAACAACUCAAUAAUCCUCUGACAAAAAUCACUACUUAUCAGGUAUAGGAAAAAUCAAAGUUCAACCUUACCAUUUUCAAUUCCGUGUCCGGAAAGAAAAAGUUGCGGAUUCAAAAUAUCCGGAUACGUGUGGACGUAAUGUGGACGUGGCCUUUGUUCCACAAUGGAGCAUUGUAGCUUGCGUUCUUUGUUUCAAUUUUAGACCACGUGAUGGUUCCCUAGAGACGUUUCUUUUUUCGUCGAAUUUUUCCCUAUCCACGUGCAUAUGUUUGCGUAAUUAAUGAAAAGGCAAAAAGCAAAUUUGAAUGAGGAAAUCACGAGGUCUGAAUUGAGAAAAACAAAAGAAAACAAUCUUUAUUCAUCAGCACCAUCCUUUAAUAUUUUUUUGGAUGCCGUUGCUCUGAGUUUCUGAAUCGAACACGCUCUUAAAACACGUAUACAUGUUUAUCAACCAAUACAAACAGAAAUGCAGUUCUCAUUCAAGCUGUUCAAAAAUACUUGCACAAAGGAAACAAUGCGCUCUUAUGAUGACUGCAUUUCGGAGAGCACAUUUCUUCUCGUGUCUUCUUGUUUAAGUGUAACUUAAUUUGGGAACAUUUCAUUUCAUGAAAACAACUUGUUUGUGCCUUGAUGCUUUGCCAGCCGUCUAGUACUCACCUGAAGUAAAAUUUAAUGUAAGAAGAGGAACAUCUCAUAGUUUCAAAAACCCUUAUUUAGAAAUGAAGCUAAGUGAAAGAGAUUUCAUACAAUAAGUGUGUUUAUUGCACAAAAAUGAAGAAAAAAACAAAGAAAAAACACAAUGACUCUCAUAUCGGAGAUUACCAUUAUCUUCCUUUUGAGACGGUAGUUAGGGGUAGCUUAAAAGAAAUCAAUUAUAUUGUGAGUGUCAUAAUUAUGAUUAAUUAGCAUAAUUUAGCAUACAUUAGUGUUGCGCAUGCUCAUGUAAAAUCAUUGAUCCUUGCCUUAAGCUUGUUUAGCUCACACCUUGCAAAAAAGAGACGAAAAUAGGGAAAAGAAACAAGUGCAGAGCAAUUAUGUUACUAAUUGUCACGUUGUGUUAAUUUAGGGUUUGGAAGACUGGCCUCGGGUGGCGCCAUGCCUACCGCCCUGAUGCAAGUUUCUGUGCCAGUUGUGUCAGAAGCCAGCUGCAGACAAGCUUACGGUUCAUCUAUCCAUGACUCCAUGGUCUGCGCUGGGUUAAAGGAGGGUGAAAAGGAUUCCUGUCAGGGAGACUCUGGGGGACCUAUGGUCUGUGAACAAAACGGAAAAUUCUUCCUUGAGGGUGUUGUGUCAUGGGGAGUUGGUUGUGCCAGUCCAGGAAAAUAUGGCGUUUAUUCUAAUGUACGCUACUUGAAGCAAUGGAUCGAUAGUACCAUGAACAGCAACUAG
This is a messenger RNA of Porites evermanni, 9970 nucleotides long. Lineage: Eukaryota; Metazoa; Cnidaria; Anthozoa; Scleractinia; Poritidae. The record is from the annotation of a GenBank genome assembly.